Messenger RNA from Dermochelys coriacea (leatherback sea turtle), 3270 nucleotides. RefSeq names its product hepsin (gene HPN). Gene Ontology annotation, biological process: proteolysis. Gene Ontology annotation, molecular function: serine-type exopeptidase activity; serine-type endopeptidase activity. Gene Ontology annotation, cellular component: membrane. The transcript is spliced from 13 exons. NCBI's taxonomy places the organism in Eukaryota, Metazoa, Chordata, Testudines, Dermochelyidae. The coding region runs from base 242 to 1495 and encodes 417 amino acids. The record is from RefSeq and is a predicted model, not a curated record.
GCCCCAGGUGAGCUGCCGUCUUGGGCGGGUGAGCCCGGCGCCCCCCCCCGCCCCCCCCGCCAUGCCGGCCCGUGCCCAGCCGCCUAGCUCGGGGGAGCCCCGGCCAGCUGCACGGUGAGCCCGCAGCCAGCCGGAGCGGGAGGGACUUGUCGCCGGGUGCAGGACUUGCCGGGUGCCAGGGGAGCGGGGUCUGUCUGGCCCGGCCCAGUGGCCCCAGUCAAUCAUUAACUGCUGCAAGGAGAUGGCUGAGAAAGACGGGGGCCCCACGGUGUCGUGCUGGUCACUGCCCAAGGUUGUGGCUGUUGUGACUGGCGGCUUCCUGCUCUUAGCCGGUGUCGGUGCCAGCGUGUGGGCCAUUGUGACCUCUAUGCUGGGGAGUGACAGUGAAGGACUGUAUGGUGUCCAGGUCAGUUCGGCAGACCUCCGGCUCACGCUGUACGAUGAGAGCGAGGGCAAAUGGCGCCUCAUCUGCUCCACCUCCUCCAAUGCCCUGGUGGCUGCAAUGAGCUGUGCAGAGAUGGGCUUCGUCAGGUCUCUCUGGCACUCGGAGCUGGACGUGGAGCGCGUGGGCGCCAACGGGACGUCGGGAUAUUUCUGUGUGGACGAGUCUCGCCUCCUCCUGGCCCAUAGACUCAGUGAGGUCGUCUCCAUCUGUGACUGCCCGAUGGGCCGGUUCCUUGCAACGCUCUGCCAAGACUGUGGGCGCAGGAAGCUGUCUGUUGACCGGAUCGUGGGGGGCCAGGAUGCCAGUCUGGGCAAGUGGCCGUGGCAGGUCAGCCUGCGUUAUGACGGCACCCACCUGUGUGGUGGCUCCAUCAUCUCCAGCCAGUGGGUUAUCACCGCCGCACACUGCUUCCCUGAGAGAAACCGGGUGGUGAGCCGCUGGCGGGUUUUCUCAGGCGCCAUCUCUCAGGUGUCCAGCAGGGGGCAGCAGGUGGGGGUGACGGGUGUGGUGUACCACGCGGGCUACCUUCCCUUCCUGGACCCCAACAGCGAGGAGAAUGGCAACGACAUCGCGCUGGUGCACCUGGCCGUGCCCCUCAGCUUCACCGAGGACGUCCAGCCCGUCUGCCUCCCGGCGCUGGGGCAGUCCCUCCUGGACGGCAAGGUCUGCACCGUGACCGGCUGGGGCAACACCCAGUACUACGGGCAGCAGUCCAGCAUCCUGCAGGAGGCCUCUGUGCCCAUCAUCAGCACCGCUCUGUGCAACUCACCUGAGUACUACGGCAACCAGAUCCGCCCCCGCAUGUUCUGUGCUGGCUACGCCGAGGGUGGCACCGACGCCUGCCAGGGUGACAGCGGGGGGCCCUUUGUUUGUGAGGACGGCAUCUCCCGCACCCCCCGCUGGCGGCUCUGCGGCGUGGUCAGCUGGGGCACCGGCUGCGCCCUGCCCCAAAAGCCAGGGGUCUACACCAGGGUUGGCGCCUUCCACGACUGGAUCCACCAGGCCAUGAAGACUCACUCCCUGGCCAGCGGGAUCGUUUCCCAGCACUGACCCCUGCUGUCCAGGUUCCCGCACUACGGAGUUACGCCAGGCCUCCCCUUGCUCCCCAUACCAGACAGACGCCGCCCCCUCCAUUCCAGCCACGAGGGGCAGAUGUUCUUACAUGACCCACUGGACCUUGCAACCUGAUGACCUUCGACCUCUGACCCCCACAGCGCCUUGUCUGCGUUACUGGAAUGAGUAGGGUGACCAGACAGCAAAUGUGAAAAAUCGGGGUGUGGGUGGAGGGUAAUAGGAGCCUAUAUAAGGAAAAGACCCCAAAAUGAGGACUGUCCCUAUAAAAUCAGGACAUCUGGUCACCCUAAAUGCGAGUGUGGAUGGGGACUGGGGAGGAAUGGGCCAGAUCCACCUAUCGCAAUGCAGCGUGGCCCUUUAAGCCACCAUCCACCUAUCAUAAUACAGCACCGGCCCCCUAAGACCCCACCUGCCAAUGGGGGUUUUCUAGCUCCACCUAUCACAAGGCAGCGCAGCCCUUUAAGCCUCCACCCUCCAAUGGGUUCUACUGCUAUGGCUGCUCCAGGGCCUGCUGGAGUUCUUCAUCAGGGCAAGGGGGCGGGGGCUGGAGAAGAGCUUCUCUGUGAUUGGUUAACAAUGGUGGGAGUGACUGCAUAGGCCACACCCUCUGCCAUCCAUCAGCAAAUCAGGGUGGAGUGCUUGGUUUUAACCCCUGCAGUUCUGGGCAAGAGCAGCCCCAUCAGCCUGGGGCUCUCCAAUGCCAGCAGCUCAGCCCUCAGGGUAGUGGGGCGGGGUAGGGGAUUAGAUCCUGACCCACAGCCCUGGGAGGAACCAGGACACACCCCUGGGGGUGCUGAGACAAAGCCCUGCGUGGGGUGAAGUAGACCCUGACCUACAGCCUGGGAGGAAUCCUAAUACACAGCCCUGGGGGCUGCUGGACACAUGGGUUCAGAGCUGAUGCCCCAACCAGGACAGAGCCUCCCCCUGCCCCAGCAGGGCCCCAGUGGGGGGGAAGUGCUGCCCUUACCCCUGCCAGGUUACCCCCUUCCCAGUGGGUGCACACAUCUCUGGGGGCUGGGAGCCUCCCUCCCAGCAGCGGGUCCAGGGUUGCCAACAGUAAAUCUGCCCCGCCCCUUUAACACCCCCAUAGGCAGCACUGCUCCCAGCUGGACCCACCUCCUAUGAUUGCCUGCCCCAGCAAUUGGUCCUGGGGAGCUGGGAAGGGACUAGGGAUCCCCUUGUGUCUAUGUGCGGCCCCAGGCUGAGCCCCCUGCAUCCCAGUGUAUUGGGUGCUGAGUAUGGAGGGUCAUGUCCAGCGAGCACAGCACCGGUUGGCGCACGCCCUGCUCAGGUAGUCUGGGCUUUGGUCAAAGGAGCGUACGUAGGGUGGGAACCCCAUAGCAGGUAUUGGGGAGGGCAGGGGGAACAGCUUCGCUUAGAGAGGUGAAUGUACGCACAGAGCAGGGCCCAUCCCCUCCAGUAGGGGGCAGCAGGGAUGGACACACACAGUAUUCCAUUCUAACCUGGAUGCACACAACUACCCACCAGCUCACUAUACACCUGCCGCAUCCCUGCUACACAAACUCUCACGGAUCCCCCCUUUCCCCCACCCCCAUCUAUUGCUAAUCCCCAGCGGGUGACACCUGGGAGUUGUGGCUGCUCCCUGCGCAAUCCGGCUGGGGGGGUGGGGGCUCCUGUACAUAGCUUAUUGCAUUAGCUCCGCUCCCCCGGGCCUUGGGGGCGAGUCUCUCUUGUUGUAUAUGUUUGCACAGUGAUUGCUGCAAUGAGAAAUAAACACCGUUUUGAUUAGA